AUGUCUCACCAACAGCCAACGUACCUCAUAACAGGCGCGACAGGCUCGCUUGGCGGCGCAAUACUGACACAUCUCCUUACGACCCAGUCCAUCCCCGCUUCACAGAAACGCGAGCGACAGCAUCGCAAUGUCGUAGAAGCGGUCGUCGAGGCAGCCGUGGGUCAUACAUUCUAUGCCAGUCUGGCGAUUGGUGGAGCCGGAGAGAGUAAGACAGCGGUCAUGGCGGCGCAUUUGAUGACGGAGAGAAUGUUGAAGGAAUCAGGCGCAAUGUUUACAUCCGUCCGUGAAGGCGUAUAUGCGAACUGUUUUCCGGUAUUUCUGAAUUGGUAUCCCACUAAUCGCGCUCAGAGGCUACGUCUGCCUGCGGACGGAAAGAUUGCGUGGGCUGUUAUCGAUGAGUUGGGGGAGGCUACGGCGAAGUUGAUGGUUGAAGGCGGAAGAGAGAAGGAGACUGUGAGUCCCCGAAUGGUCCUUCUUUCAGGGGCUAAGGCUAACUCCUUCUCGGAGCUUGUCGAGGCAAUCAAUUCCGCAUCUGGGAGAUCUGUCUCCAUGGAAAUUGUUUCGACGGAAGAGUAUAUCUCGUUGAAUUCCUCAAACGACGAAGGCGAGAAACCGAUAGACUUCUUUCGCCAUUGGAGUGCGGUGUAUGACGAGUUGGCAACAGGAGGCGCCGCAGAAACGUCGACACUUUUGGCUCAGUUGCUUGGUCGAGAGCCGAAGAGUGGCGUGGAGUGGAUCAUUGAGACGCUCCGGAAUGAUCCUGAGUAUACCUGGCAUCAACAAUAUAUGAAUCGAGGGCCUACAAGGACUUAA
Pseudovirgaria hyperparasitica is the source of this 813-nucleotide messenger RNA. RefSeq names its product putative nucleoside-diphosphate-sugar epimerase. Lineage: Eukaryota; Fungi; Ascomycota; Dothideomycetes; Acrospermales; Acrospermaceae. Bases 1 to 813 code for a protein of 270 amino acids. The record is from RefSeq and is a predicted model, not a curated record. The transcript is spliced from 4 exons.